Molecule: messenger RNA, 1484 nt
Organism: Plectropomus leopardus (leopard coralgrouper)
Lineage: Eukaryota; Metazoa; Chordata; Actinopteri; Perciformes; Serranidae
Gene: brix1
Product: biogenesis of ribosomes BRX1
Biological process (GO): rRNA processing; ribosomal large subunit assembly
Cellular component (GO): nucleolus
Molecular function (GO): rRNA binding
Source: RefSeq, a predicted model, not a curated record
GCGUUGUUUGAGCCGAAUCCUCCGCGAGACUUGUGUCGGCGUAGAAACAUGUCGGCGUUCAAGAGAAAACGUGGAGGACAGGCUUCUUUUGAUAAAAAGGCAAAGAAAGUAAAAUUUGUUGCAGAUGCUGUCGAAGCACCGGUAGAGGCCGAACAGGAAAAUAAAAAUGAAGUCACUAUUCCGGCACCGGUUUCCCAGGGUAAAUGGACCAACAAGGAAAGAGUUCUCAUUUUCUCCUCAAGAGGCAUCAACUUCAGAACAAGACACUUGAUGCAGGACCUGAGGACCAUGAUGCCUCAUGCCAAAGCUGAUACAAAAAUGGACAGAAAAGACAAAUUAUUUGUUAUCAACGAGGUGUGUGAAAUCAAAAACUGCAACAAAUGCCUCUUUUUUGAGGCCAAGAAGAAGCAGGAUCUCUAUAUGUGGAUUUCAAACAGCCCUCAUGGGCCUUCUGCAAAGUUCCUGGUUCAAAACAUUCACACACUGGCUGAACUCAAGAUGACAGGAAACUGCCUCAAAGGAUCCAGACCGCUUUUGUCAUUCGAUCCUAAAUUUGACACAGAGCCUCACUUUGCUUUACUGAAGGAGCUCUUCACCCAGACAUUUUCCACCCCGCGCUACCACCCGAAAAGUCAGCCUUUUGUGGACCACGUCUUCACAUUCACCAUUGCAGACAACAGGAUAUGGUUUAGAAACUACCAGAUCAUUGAGGAGGAUGCCGCUUUAGUGGAGAUCGGCCCUCGCUUUGUUCUCAACCUCAUCAAGAUCUUUCAAGGCAGCUUUGGAGGGCCUACGCUCUUUGAAAACCCCAGCUUCCAGUCCCCAAACAUGCACCGGCGAGAGAUCCGACUGGCGGCAGCCGCCAGAGUGCGUGAGAAGCAGAUGGUGAAGGAGGUGCAGAAAAUGAAGAGGGCCGAAGCGAAGGAGGACGUGACCAAAGACGUUACAGCGGACGUCUUCCUCACACCAGCUGAGGAGAAGCCUGUUCACAUCCAGACAGAAGCACCUGCGCCCAAAGUGAUGAAGAAGAACAAACACAAAGCUUUCAAAAGACAAAGGAUGGCCCGCAGGUAACGGGAUGGACUCGAUUACACUGAGUGAAAAUCUUACUGCUGCCGUGAUUCAAUAUCGGCUCAUGAAAUAUGUGGUAAUGCAAACAGUGCAGUCAGGUCUCAAGUCCAAUAUUAUGAGCUUUUUGAAAGUUUAUAUAAAGACUUAAUGUAAAAAGGGUCAUCGAAUUAUCACAUUUGGCAGUGUAAGAGAAAAUCUUAAAUGUGUUGUAUAAAAUGUCUGUUGCCAUCAUCACUUGGAGGACUGUGCAGAUUGUAGGUGGUCAUAAAGACCUCAGCUUUUACAAUACUGCAAACAACAUUUACACAUCCUUUUUGAUAAAAGUAAAUAUACCAUCAGUGUAAAAAAAAGUGUUUAUUGAGUUGACUACAGUUGUUUUUUCUAUGUCAUGGAAAUAAAACGAUUUAAACUUG